Molecule: messenger RNA, 2855 nt
Organism: Lingula anatina
Lineage: Eukaryota; Metazoa; Brachiopoda; Lingulata; Lingulida; Lingulidae
Product: selenoprotein Pb-like
Biological process (GO): selenium compound metabolic process
Cellular component (GO): extracellular region
Molecular function (GO): selenium binding
Source: RefSeq, a predicted model, not a curated record
AUGCUACAAACUACUUUGACUUUCGCUCCAGGUUCCACCCCUCCAGAGGCCGCGGCGGCUGGGACAGGUCUGCUAAUAGCGACCAUCCUGUGCCUAGCGGGAAAUGCCGGAGCCGCUGUGAAAUGUGCACCACCACCAUCGUGGUUCGUGGACGGGGAGAGUCCGAUGGAAAAUCACCGAGGAAACGUUACCGUCGUCUCACUUCUUCAGGCCAGUUGAAAACUUUGUCUCAGGCAGGGGCGGUAUUUGGAAUACCUGCGACAAAAGUUCCUUAGACAUGGCUUAGACGAAAUUUCUUUUUUGGCAAUUAACUCCAAAAAAUGGCACGCUCAACUGAUGCACGGCACACUUCAACGAAGAGUUCGCUUUCCGGUAUACAGAUCGACGCACAAAAAUGACAUCUGGUAUACACUAGAAGGAGGGAAAGAUGAUAUUUUCGUUUAUGACAGAUGCGGCCGCCUAGCAUUUUUCAUACCAUUUCCUAAAAGCUGGUUGGCAUAUCCGUAUACGGAAGCAGCCAUUCUAUCCACUUACUAUGACGAGCCUUGUGGCGUUUGCCCCACCCAAGAAGAGGAAAAGCAUAAUGUCGAUGAUCUGGGGUCAGGAGAUGAGUUUGAAACCAACGAAUUGGCACAAGAAGAAUUGCUGUUUACCUCCAUGACGACAACUGGUCCCAUAUCAAAGAAGCACAGGGACAACAAAACUAUCAGGAAGGGUCCAUUAGAAGAAGAGGACUCAAACCAAAUCGAAGUGAUGUCUGAUGAGCAGCAGAUGGAACAGGAGAACCAGGAUGACAAUAAACAAGUAGAAAAUAAGUGAGCAGGUGUAAAUACAUCCCAUUGCGAUCAAUUAAAAAACAAUGGGACUGAUGCCAUUUGAUGUCAGUUAUUAACUGUAUCCAAGAAAAUGUCACAUCACAUGUCUGACACACAAGAACCAUCUAACUUCACAUGACAGACAACAACUCAUGACCUCAAAGACUCUUCACCAAGUCAAAAUACCUGCAGUCUUUGUACUACUUGACAGUGACCAAAUGACAUAAACAGAUCCACCACCACCUGACAAUGACAAACAAACAUGACCUGAUACAAGUAUAAGUCUCAAAAAUGUUUGUGAUCAGAAGCAGGUGUUUCUAUUGAUGAAAGUUCUCUCUGCCACUGCAGAAAUUUACCAAAUUUUGGCAACACUAAUAAAAAACACAUGUCAUGCCAAUGUCAGAGUAACUCCGAACUACUGAACGUCCCCACAUCUUGUAAAUGAUAUCAUGAUCCCACCUCAGAAGUUAGUCCAUGAAAGUGUAAAGCCCUGAUUUCACACUGUAGAGAAAAGACAGUAGAUUGUCACUGACAAAACUCUAUAGCAACAUAUGCAACAUGACAGCAGAAAGAUCCAACUUGACAGUGUCAAACAGUGCCUCCUAACACCAUUCCCACUUCAUGACAAUGACAACUAAGUACAUCUUCCACCAAGAAGUCUAGCUGACACUGACAGUCUGGUUCUUGAUUGUGACAGGCCUCUCCUGUCGAUUCUAAUCCCAUCUGACAUUGACAGCAACAUUCUUCUGAAGACGGAAAGUCUAGCUGACAAUGACACACAGAGCCAUGACAGUGACACAAUAUGCAGAGCACUACCAGCUCCAAUUGACAGUGACAAAAAGGUUCAUUUUCUGAGGGAAAACCUAGUUGACAGUGACAAUCUGGGUCAUGACAAUGACACACAACACUGGCCAAUACCACCCCCACUUGACAAUGACAGCAAGACACAUCUUCUGAAGGAAAACCUGGUUGACUGUGACAAUCUGGAUCAUGACAGUGACACACCAUGCUAGCUUCUAACAGCUCCACUUGACAAUGGCAGCAAGAUUCAUCUUCUGAAAGAAAACCCAGUUGACAUUGACAAUGUUGGUCAUGACAAUGACAAACCAUGCUGGCUGCUUCUAGCCCCACUUGACAAUGAGAGGCACAGAUUUUUCCUGAAGGUGUGCCAAAAUGAGAGUGCCAGUCUAAUACUUGACGGUGACAACUGAAAUCUUCUGCUGUUAAUUCCAACUGACAGUGACACUCUGGACCAUGAAAAUGACAGGCCUUGUCAGCUGCCAACCCUACUAAAUCUUGGCAGUGACAACUGAGUUUUCUUUCUGACAAAAUGACUAGCUGACAAUGACAACCUGGUCCAUGACAGUGACAGUAAUGUAUUAGAAAAGACUCAAACGUGAACACAAAGCAAAAUGAUUUACUUGGAGCAUCUUUUUGGGAUGGGAUUCUAAAUUAAACAAAUGGAGAUCAAAUAUCACUCAACACUUAAAACACUUCAGGUCCUUCAAGUAAAUCGACUAACAUCUAAGUGACCAUGGAAUCCACUGCUGCAUUGAACCAAGUUAUUAAUGAAGGAGUAUGGGUAAAACCGAGAGGUCCCUGUACUCCAGAUGCUUGAACUGUGGUUUGUAGCAAGGUUUUCUGGUCCUUAAAUGUUAGGGAACAUAUAUAUUCAAGAUUGUAUGUUAGUCAGAUAUACUGAACUACAUUUGAUUUACAUGUUGAUCAGAAGCAAAUUUUAUCAAAGGUAAAUAUCUUUAGUUAAUCAUUGACUUAUGCUCUGAUAAAUGCUGUUAGAUUGCCUAAGUGGCAUGUUGUCUUUCCUUAAGCUGCUUUAUCUUUGGGGACAUACUGUUAUCUAUUUUCUUCGAAGUCUCCAUGAAGAGGUGCCCUAAACCAUCAUGGUGGGUGACCUUGGAUUACCGACUGAUGAAUACAAUUGGAAAUAACUAAAAGACUCAGAGAUUUAAGCAUUCAGUUUUUAUAUGACCAAAAGUACAAAAGUAUCAAUAAAAAAGAAAAAUAAAAACUGUCCUUGUG